Molecule: messenger RNA, 366 nt
Organism: Punctularia strigosozonata HHB-11173 SS5
Lineage: Eukaryota; Fungi; Basidiomycota; Agaricomycetes; Corticiales; Punctulariaceae
Exons: 1
Coding region: 1-366 (121 amino acids)
Source: RefSeq, a predicted model, not a curated record
AUGGUAUAUGUCUCCACAAAGAACAUAUUGUUCCAUAAGGGUCGUGCUCGUAAGCUCAUUCCGAAGUACGUCAGGCCGUACCUGAUUACAAAGGAUUUUGGAAACAACUCGUAUUGGGUGGAUCUACCUGUGCAACUACUCCAGCGAGGUGUCCAUCUGGUUUUUCAUUUGUCCCUGCUCCGCGUUCAUGUGCCGAAUGAUGAUUGGCUCUUCCCUGGGCAAUCUGAGACUCAGGUCGCCGACUUCGGUGCAGAGAGUUCUGAAUGGGCGGUGGAUCAGAUUCUAUUGCACAAGGGUAGAGGACAAUCAGCAGUGUUUGAAGUCAAAUGGAAGGCAGGAGACAUUACCUGGCUCCCAUUAGAUUGA